AAGGUUGGUGCGAGAUCGGUAGAAGUACCAAGAAGAGUAUCACGAGAUACAAAUUUAAAUUUACUGCCGUAAAUCGGCCACAAGAAACACUCCUGGAGUCUGCGAUCAUUUCAACAUGAAGACUGGAUCGUCCUCGUCUAAAGGCGCUUCGUCCUCGUCUGCGGGGGUUCGCCUUCUCUCAGAGGCAGGCUUACCCUGUAGAAGGUGAGUCAAUUCCCAUUCGAUUGCGUGGACACAACACCCGGGAUUCUGUGGAAGGUGAGUCAACUGCCAUUUUACACGGCUUGUCGGAGUCACGGACAGACGCAAGGUCCUUUUCAGCUUUCUACACAAAUGCACAGUCGACAAGUUUUCAAGUAGCUCGCGGUUUUGGACCUUUAUUUGUAGUACCUCCAACUCCCCUCCCGCAUUCUCCGCUUCCAGUGUGCUUUCUGGCGUGCUGUGUGAUAGGACGUACUGCUCUUCCAGGACGAGGAUUUGAUCCACGAAAAGCUUAAAACAAGAUUCCUGCUCAUGUCGGUGCUGAGCGACUCUUCUCGCGUUGGGCGUUCAGGUCCAGACUGGACUGCAGCAAUGGGUAUGAUCGCGACAAGGAGGAGGUUAAAAAGAAGUGCUACUUUGACGAUGUUCGAUUCAUCUGCUAGAAGCAGUUCUUGUGCUGGAGCGAUACGAGAUGAAAGCAGAGUGGGGACCAGUAGUAGCAGCAGAAGUAGCAGUUGUUUUACUAGUUCUCGGGACGCCUUGAGCGGCGUGACAAGAACUAACAGCCACUGGAGGAGUUCUCGGUGGAGAGGCGUGGGCGUAAAAACUCCAAGUGGUCGUAGUGGUCAACAUUGCGGAACGUGUGUUCACAGCAUUUUAAAAAUUCAGCAUUCAUUGCGCUGGCUGUACGUGUUGCUGCUCACUUGGUUUUUCUUUAUGGAACGAGACCCACUAAGCGUAGACUACAUCGAAACAAGCAGCGUACUAGAAGGGACGGACAAAGAUCAUGAAAAAUCAGGAGGAAAAGCAGUAGCAAAGACACGAGGAGCAGACGUUGAGGCUAAAAAGGGUAUCUUUAGCGACGUGCUUCCUCAACAUAACAACAUUCCUCAACAUAAUCCGGUAGAGAAGUCCCUGGGAGAGACCGCCUCCACCUCCUCGUCAAGGAGAGAACCAAGAACGUCCCCAAGAACUGCAUCAAUAACACGGCAGAGGAGCUCAUCUUCUACGAUUUUCGCGGCGGCUCAAAUAUACCCGUUCCAGGAACAAGAGGUGCCAAGAGCGAGGUCGUUGCAUGUUUUGCAGGCAUUCUACGUUUUCGCUGGUCAGGAGGCCCCCACCACAAAGAAGAAUGCGUUCGUCAUUUUCCACGAACUACGACGAACAAGGUCUUCUGCGGUACUGAACUUGUAAUGUACAAGACAACUGCCUAAACAUUUGCAAGGAUGGUCGCUGCGUGGUAGUUCCCUCUUACGAUAUUCCUUUUUAGUUGUGCUAAACAAAUUCAUGGGUACUUACUUCUACUUCUACAUUCUUCAAUCAUUCACAUAAUCAAGCUCAACACCCCGUCACAUCAACGACUAAGUACCCGCCAUAUCAAGUACUGCCUUUUUAUACCCUCAGGAAUUAGAGCAUUAUAAGGGUGUCCAGUUAACGAUGAUGCGAUAUCGAGACUUCUUGAAGCAUGUAGAUAAAGCCGACUUCUGUUGCUUCCCGGAUGACGAGAAUUGCAAAGAGGACAAGCUGAAAUACAAAGACCUACCCUUUUAUGGACUUCUUGUAGAUUUUUCCACCUCCUGCUUAAAGGAUGAAGAACACCUCGGGAAUCUAUCAGACGAGUCCUCUUCUCGUUUCUUGAUCAGAUGAUCAUGAUCAUCUGCUAGCUUGGAUGGAAAAAACUGCCUUGUUACAAGUACUUUCAUAUCUCGGGAGAGACCAAGCCAAAAAACACGUACUCCGUGGACGUUCUUUCGGCGUCCCAGCGACCACCACAAGAUAUCCGGAGAAAUAUCACUGAGUCUGGAGUUUACCUCCUAAUUUUUUCCAACUGCGGAAAGGCAGAAGACAUCGCAAUCGCUGGAAACGUAGUGGUGCGCAAUCCCUUCGGCUAUUUGCCAGCAAUAGAGUACUGCAAAAAAUACUAUAAUUUGAAUUUGAAGUGCAGCUACUUAAUCAGACGUUUUUUCUCCUAGAAAGUGUGCGGCUUCAAGGACCAACUACUCUGCUGUUUUUAGUGGCGAAGGACUUACUCAUUCUUAAAUAUCAGGGUCUCAGUGUCGACCUUCUACCUAGGUGUCAGGUCUAGAAGGUUGUGAAGGAAUCAGUCACUUGAAGCUAAAUUUACUAGAGCAGUUUUGCUACGCAUUGAUCUGCUGUGCGGUAAUUACCUGCAUUGAGCAUCAUCUUGUCAAACAAACAGUUACCCAAAGUGGCCUCUUUAUGGAUGGUUAUGCGCGGUUUACCUUGCGUUGAUCGCUUACUGGUUGCUUCGAUGUUGGUGGUGGUGGAGGGAGCUUUUUUCGAUCCACGGUUGCAUCGGUGGGGUCAUUCUCCUGGGGUUUAUCGAAUGCUCUGUAUGGUACGAAGAUUUUUAGUAUAUUUGAGACGAACGGAAAAGAUAGACGCAGCCACGCUGGCCGCCCGCGAAGCGAACUAGCGGGCGGGGCUGCGGCUUGGGGAUGUGGGCACUCUUUAGCUGCGGGCACGGGGGCCGCUGCUGUUAUGGGCGGGGCAGUCGGCUGAGACGCGUUAACGCCACCCGCAGAGCGGCGCUGGGGAGUUUGGAGCCGCCGAAACCGCUCGGCAAUGUCUUCGAGGAAAAGGGGGCGAGGCGGGUGAUCGAGCCUCCCCAAAAGGGCGCACGCAGUCGAACUCCCCGCGAGCGGUCUUGUGUCUGUACAGGCUGGCGGAUCUGCUGCGGGGGACUACGCUACUCCCAAGCGUGAGCAGUUUCUGCCUCGCCGAAAAGCAAACCGCUAAGACGCGAGGGGAAAGAAUAGCGACCCGCCGGAGCGAUGCCCGGACACGGAUGCGGUGGCAUUGCUGCCUGGCACACUUCAGACCACGUUCGCCGAAGGAUGAGAGAGGCGAACGACGUAUAAGCAGGGGGGGGUGGGCUGGCUAGGUUUGCGCCUUGGUCUUUUUCUUCAUGAGUCGGGCACUUUUGGUUCAUAUGCGUGCUGCAGUCAUGACGCCCGCCGCUGCGGCAAUGAAUAACGAAGAACAUGCGCUGCGGGGAGCGACCGCGCCGAGCGGUAAGAAUAGAAGCAGGGCAUGGCCGUAAAUUUUACGCGUGUGGCUUCGAAGCGGGGGCGCGUAGUAUCGUGGCUACUUCUGUGAAAGAAAAGCGGCAGGAGGAAUAAGCGCGGCCAGCUUUUUGCCUGGGCAGCGGUUGGCGUAACGCCCCAGACUGCUGCGGAGGUGGCUGCAAAUGCUGCGGGUGCGCCAGGCUCCCAGCGUGUGACGUGGUGCGCAUUUUGUGACUUCUUUGAGCUUCACGGCACUCGCGCGCUCGCUGAGAGAGCUCGUCGGGCGGGGUCGGUUAUCUCGCUCCCCCAAAAGUAAGACGAGGGUCAGCAGAUUGGCCCCACGUUUCGGCGUUCAGUUAUGUCAGUUCAGAUAGCGGCAAACGAGUCGGCGUAAGUUAGUGGAUGCCCAGCCGCCUCGUGUUGGGGGGUGAAGGGGUCGGCUUCGUGGGGGCUGCCUAGCGGAUUAUCGGCCUCGGCAUGUAGCGCAGACAUUUAAUUAUGGGCGGGGAAGGCUGGGGCUUUGCUGGUGGUUGCUACUUACUUAACUCAGGGGUGGGGAGGCGACCGGGCGAGGAGAGCCGCGCGAUCUGCGCUUGGGCAGGCUGCUGGUUGUGUGAUUUUGGUGCCGGUGCGUAGCGCUUGGCUGCUGUGUAAAGUAGUGUGUAGGUAACAAGCUACUUAAGUAGGAGGAUACAGGAGUCAGUCAGACAGACGUGCGGCUCGUUUUCUGGUAUUUUUGACGUCAUCCGCUGUUCCAUGCCCACGCCGUGUGUGUUCUUCAGGUAUAUUUUUUACACUGAAUGGAACGAGAACGGUUCGCGGCCACAGGCUCUCUUUGUCGCUGCUAUCUUGGGGACAGUGGCCAAGAACAUCUUUUCGCAGAUUCUAGUACUACUCGCGAGUCUAGGAUGGGGGAUUACGCAGCCCACGCUUCCGCGGGACACGAUAUUGAAGAUCCAGAUUCUCACGUUCUUGUACUACGAAUAUCAAUAUCCUUUUUCACUGAUAACUAAUAUUGCACGAAUCAUCGGAGGUUACAACUACUAUGAUACAGCAGGCAGAGUGGAUCACUUGUGGUCGUGGUCAUGGAUCACUUUACUUGAUGUUCUCUUUUGCGUUUCUUGGUAUGACUCGACUUGCCUUGCCCUAGAAGGCAAUGCAGUCAGCAUUUGCUUUUCAUAGACUAAGACAGCUAGUAUGCACCUGCACAUCUCAUUAAGGUAUUUGAUUCUGGAUAGCAUCCGCGAAGUGGUUCUCUCCCUGAGGCACUCUAUGGUGCUGCCGCUCGCGUUUGUGCUGCUGUGCCUCGUUCCAGUCGCUCUACUGCAUGCGGGUAUCUUGUACUGGAUCUUUGUAGCGCUGUCAUCGCUCUUAAUCAAGUUGGAGCAGACCCAGCAGACGGAGAAGCUGGAUCUUUUCCUCUCGUUCUGGAAGUGCCUCGUUCUAUCGGUAGUGGUCAUGGGCGUAAGUUUCGUCUAUCAUUAUGACUAUGGGGCUUCUUCUCCUUGUUAAAGAGAAUGUCAAAGAUGUUGAAAAUUGAGUUCUUACCGUAGCAGAGAAAGAAUAGAAACAAACUUCUCUUUGGUGCAUUUUCAGCACCGUUUGUAGUUUUUGCACGUUGUAAGGAAAGUAUUUCUACUUGUAGCUCGUGCUGCUCAACAUUGUCGAUUGCUUGAUCUAUGUAUUGUGAAUUUCCUCCAACCCUUCUUGUUCUAAACCUUAUUGUGGAGCUAUUCGACUUCGAUAGAAAACCAGUUGCGAACAGCAAAAUGGAGCACGGCUUGGAUUUUCACGGACCUCGUUUCCCAUGUCCUAUUUCUGUUUGUGCUGAUGACGAUGAUGCAUCUCUGGGCCCCAAGCAGUCGCAGUCGGCAUUACGCUUACUCUCAGCAAAUAUUAAGGCUUCCCCUAAUCCAUCUCCAGAAGCAUCUCGCCACUGUUUUCCCUUAAGAGGAAGAACACAGAUGAUCCGAGCUGACUUUUCGUUUUCCCAAGAGAUGGAGGAGAUCAUGAGGGUGAGCUCUAAAAAGAGUAGAAAUGGUAGGCGUUUCCAGUAUAGAGGUAGGUCCGGCAGUCGCAGAAGCAGACGAUGCGGCCAAAGAGGAAGAAUGGGAAAACAUGCAAGAGGAGGAUGAAGACCCAGACAGUUUCUGGAGCCAGACGAACCCUGAUUAUGCUGUAGAAGUGAGAAUGUUGUAAGCAUCCCCAUUAAACAUCCAUAUGUUGUAAGCAUCCCCAGCAGGUGCCGGUGGGGCCCGUUGUGCAGGCUCCAGAACCUAACCUAACCAUCUAGAUCUAGAGGGACCUCGUCCAGGAAGUAAUGAAGUGCUGCUCUCCAUUGCACAGUAAUGGAAGAAACUACAAGAGGACGUCUAAAAAUGAGGGAAGCCAAAAAAAUCGUCGCCUACCGUCACGGGUGAGACGGCGCUUGCGUAAAUCGAUGCGCGUGCGGUUGUGGAUGUGCUGGCGAUUCCAGUUUCUUGGGAACAUGAUGUAUCAUUCAAACAGACAGGAUUGUCAUGACAAAAACGAAACGGAUUCAAAAAACUCACUAGGGCGUAACGAGACUUCUAGUAGGGUUGAGUUGUUCUUCUUUUUCUGAGCAUCGCAUCGGGGUUUACUCUGAAGACUCUUUUGUGCUGACAACAAAGGCAACGCAGAGCUAUCUUAAUCGGGGUAGGCGCCAUUUUUACGGCGUUUAUCACUUAUGGCGGGCCUUCGAGUUCUUUUCGUGCCAAGAAGAUCAACGACAAAGUUUUGAUCAUCGACAGGAUCAAACAUAAAAAAAGCUUCGCAACGUGGAAUGAAUUAUGGGGAAGAUCCACGCUAGAAAAGGAAAAUUCAACGGGGCCGGUUCGCAAUGAGAGGCUUACGGGUAGC
Amoebophrya sp. A25 is the source of this 6110-nucleotide messenger RNA. NCBI's taxonomy places the organism in Eukaryota, Dinophyceae, Syndiniales, Amoebophryaceae. The record is from the annotation of a GenBank genome assembly.